Messenger RNA from Cydia splendana, 2242 nucleotides. RefSeq lists its product as uncharacterized. NCBI's taxonomy places the organism in Eukaryota, Metazoa, Arthropoda, Insecta, Lepidoptera, Tortricidae. The coding region runs from base 1 to 1212 and encodes 403 amino acids. The record is from RefSeq and is a predicted model, not a curated record. The transcript is spliced from 3 exons.
AUGAAGAGGAAACGCAGAAGCAACGACGAGGACGACGACUAUAUUCGAAAGAAAAUAAGAAAAUUGGAGCGCAGACUUUGGCAGAAGUCACGCCGCCGCAUAAGAAUGGUCGACUCGUCGGAAAGUGAUAGCAGCGGCGAAAACGAGUCCGUUUCGGCGGAUAUUGAACCAUGUGCUUCACGUCGAGCCUCGACGGGUCAAAGGUCUGCUUCACCAGCACCGGGGACAUCGCACCAGGAGGAAACAGCUGCAGCGCAACCCAGCCGAGAUCCUAUACGUCCGACAUCUCCUCAACCUGGCCCGUCGUCUGCACCAGAUCAGUACGUACCUACCGAACCCGCACAGCCCGCGCAGGCCGCGGAGCCCACACCGUCCUCGCUCGAGGACAUAGAAUUGGACGAGGAUAUCCUCAAUUUACUGGGCGAGGCUCCAAAAUUGGAUACGCAGUUGGGAAAAGGUGUUCACAAGGACGUAGCUUGUAGAUGGCAGGAAGUAUUAAACAAGGGAUUACAAAAAGAAGUUAAAGACAAGUUAGCUGAAGAAUACCUAAUACCUGACAAUUGCACUUUGUUAGUCCCUCCUAUUUUAAACGCCGAAGCAAAAGCGGCGUUGCCUGAUGCCUUGAUAAAAAGAGACACCUCUUUAAUGCUUAGACAAAAACAGAUAGCGUUAGCGUUGUCGGCACUCUCACAGGCUACGGAUAUUUUAAUAAAACAGAAGUCUUCGUCGCCUGCCAUACUAAAACCUAUUAGCGACGCAUGUCGUAUUCUAUGCGACUCUCAUUUUACCGAGACGAAAAUGAGAAGAAACUUUGUGAUUUCCGCUAUAAACACUGAUUUGAAGGAUACUUUAAUUAAUACCGAAAGGGACAAAUUUUUAUUUGGCGAGAACGUAUCUGAGAAACUGAAAGCUGCGCAGACUGUACAAAAAUCAGGAGAUACAUUAAAAAAUACACAGAAGUCAUAUAAUCCAUUUAAUAAAGCAAAUUUCAUAAAGAAAAAUAGGUAUCAACAAAAUAAAGGAAAUUUAAACUACAACACCCCGUAUCGGAAGAUGACGAACUACAACAGCAAGUCGGAUGCGGGGCGGCCUCGUGCAGCAGCGCGGCCCGCGCCGGUGCCCUCCAACAGGUACAACACCCGCUACCGGGCCCGGGAGCGCCAGCGCGAACGCUCGCGCACACCUCCUCGGAGAUACCAGCGGAGACAAUAGACCAUGAGAACAACCCACAGUCUUCACAAGACUCUGUCACUAGUUGCCGCCAAAUUAUCAGGAAAGCACUAUUGAAGAGAUCAUUGACCCCUAGUUCUGUAGAAAUAAUGUUGUCUUCUUUAAGCGAUAGCACUUACAAACAAUAUAAUGGUUGUAUACAGUCAUGGCUUACCUUUUGCAAAAACAAUGGAUAUGAUUAUGAAAAUACGUCGGUAGAUGUUGUAAUUAAUUUUCUUGCUGAGAUAUUCGAUUCAGGUGCCAAGUAUGGCACUCUUAAUAAUUAUAGAUCUGCUUUGUCAUUGUUACUAGGAAAAACCCUUGAUGACGAAAAAAUCAAGCGUUUUAUGAAGGGUGUUUUUAGAUUGAGACCUACGGCACCAAAAUAUAAUUUGACAUGGGAUCCAAGCAUGGUGUUAAACUUUCUAGCUCAAAAAUGGCCUAAUGAAGGUCUAAAUCUAGAAACACUCUCUAAAAAGACACUCACUCUGUUGGCUUUAGCUACCGCACACCGUGUACAAACUUUUUCGUUGAUUCAAAUGCAAAAUAUUGAUAUGAGUUAUGCUUCUGAAAUAAUUAUUAAAAUACCUGAUAUAAUAAAGACGUCUCGACCAAAUACUUUACAACCGGUGUUAAGACUUCCAUUUUUUAAUGAAAAACCAGAAAUUUGUCCAGCUAGAUGUUUACAGACGUACAUAAAUAAAACUACUUCACUUCGCAGUUCAGAAAACAACACUUUAUUUAUUAGCUAUAAAAAACCACACUCAAAAGUAUCAUCACAAACAUUGAGUCACUGGAUUAAAGACACACUUCACAAAAGCGGUGUAGACACAAAAAUAUUCACUGCCCAUAGUACUAGGCAUUCGGCCACUUCUACAGCCAACAGAUUGGGUGUUAGCCUAGACGUUAUACGCAAAACUGCAGGUUGGAGUGAUUCUUCUUGCGUUUUUGCCAAGUUUUAUAAUAAAGAAAUUGUAGAUGAUUGCAAUCAGUUUGCUCGGGUAAUUCUCUCGAAGAACCUGUAAAGAAAAAA